Molecule: messenger RNA, 265 nt
Organism: Arabidopsis lyrata subsp. lyrata
Lineage: Eukaryota; Viridiplantae; Streptophyta; Magnoliopsida; Brassicales; Brassicaceae
Product: putative defensin-like protein 148
Exons: 2
Coding region: 31-219 (62 amino acids)
Source: RefSeq, a predicted model, not a curated record
GCACUAUCAAUUCAUUUUCUAUCAUCUAGGAUGAGCAAAUCCUGUCAACUCUCGUUUACCAUUCUUAUUGUCUUCACAAUUGUUGUACUAGGUUUGUAUUGUCUUAAUUUAUUACAUAUAUCUUUUUUUCCAAAGAAACAUCCAAAAGGAAAAUUUAUUUGCGCACCUUCAACCCCGGGAGGACCUUUUCAAUGUCAAUGUCGUCAUCCUUGCCGUUAAGUCUUUUUUUUUUUUUUUUUUUUUAACAAAAAAAUCUCAAAUAAUG